Messenger RNA from Geosmithia morbida, 1452 nucleotides. RefSeq names its product alpha 1,2-mannosyltransferase. Gene Ontology annotation, biological process: protein N-linked glycosylation; cell wall mannoprotein biosynthetic process; protein O-linked glycosylation. Gene Ontology annotation, molecular function: alpha-1,2-mannosyltransferase activity. The transcript has 3 exons. The coding region runs from base 1 to 1452 and encodes 483 amino acids. Gene Ontology annotation, cellular component: membrane; Golgi apparatus. Lineage: Eukaryota; Fungi; Ascomycota; Sordariomycetes; Hypocreales; Bionectriaceae. The record is from RefSeq and is a predicted model, not a curated record.
AUGCUGGCCACGGGCAACACGCGUGUUGUGCGCUACCUCGCCCUGGCAAUCCUGACCCUCGGUGUCUUCUACUUCGUCUCCCACUCUAGAUAUGAUAGCGUGGCCAUGGCCCGUAACUCCCUGACCAAGGGUACCACCUGGUCUCAGGAGGGCGCGCGUCCCGAGUCGCCCGCCGAACCCCCCAUCAAGGACGUGCCCCAGGACACCACCUCUGACGAGGAGGCCGUCCCCGAUCCAGACGUUCCCGCCGUCGCGGGGGAGAAGGAGACCGACGCCGAGCCCGGCAAGGGCGGCAAGGGCGGCAAGGAGAGCGCCUUCGGAGACGCCGCCGACGCCGCCGCCGCCGCCUCCUCCAAGGGGGCGCCCAAGAAGUCGUCGUCCAAGCUCCUCGAGGAGUCGGCCCUGGGCAAGCAGAACCCCCUGGCCUUGACGCCGGCUGACCCGGGCUGGGACGAUCUCGUCGGCAUCGCCCCCGGCCCCCGUAUGAACGCCACCUUUGUCACGCUCGCCCGCAACUCGGACGUGUGGGAGAUUGCCAAGUCGAUCACCCAGGUCGAGGACCGCUUCAACCGCCGGUACAACUACGACUGGGUCUUCCUGAACGACAAGCCCUUCGAUGACAACUUCAAGAAGGUGACGAGCUCCCUCGUCUCGGGGACGGCGCACUACGGCCUGAUCCCCGACGAGCACUGGUCCUACCCCGAGUGGAUCGACCAGGACAAGGCCAAGAGGGUGCGCGAGGACAUGAAGGCCCGCGAGAUCAUCUACGGAGACUCGGUCAGCUACCGCCACAUGUGCCGCUUCGAGUCCGGCUUCUUCUUCCGCCACCCCCUCAUGCUCAACUACGAGUACUACUGGCGCGUCGAGCCGUCCAUCGAGCUCUACUGCGACCUGCACUACGACCCCUUCCGCGUCAUGGUCGAGGAGAACAAGAAGUACAGCUUCGUCCUCAGCCUCUACGAGUACCCCGAGACCAUCCCGACGCUCUGGGACAGCGCCAAGAAGUUCAUGCUCAACCACCCCGAGCACAUCGCCGAGGACAACUCGCUCGACUUUGUCAGCGACGACGGCGGCGAGACCUACAACAAGUGCCACUUCUGGUCCAACUUCGAGGUCGGCUCCCUCGAGUGGCUCCGCAGCGACGCCUACGUCGACUUCUUCAACAGCCUCGACCGAGACGGUGGCUUCUUCUACGAACGCUGGGGUGACGCCCCCGUCCACUCCAUCGCCGCCGCCAUCCUGCUCCGGAAGGACGAGAUCAAGUUCUUCAACGACAUCGCCUACUUCCACAACCCCUUCACCCACUGCCCCACCGGCGAGCAGACCCGUCUGGACCUCCGCUGCCACUGCGACCCUUCCAAGAACUUUGACUGGAAGGGAUACUCCUGCACCAACCGCUUCUUCGAAGUGAACAAGAUGACGAAGCCCGCAGGUUACGAGGCCCAGACAUGA